Molecule: messenger RNA, 825 nt
Organism: Microthlaspi erraticum
Lineage: Eukaryota; Viridiplantae; Streptophyta; Magnoliopsida; Brassicales; Brassicaceae
Source: the annotation of a GenBank genome assembly
AUGACCAAUAUGGUUCCUCUUGAAUCCUCACCGCUUUUAGGCGUUUUCAGCUACGGCGGUUGCAGCAGCGGCGGAGGCGCGGAGGUGAUGAUGAUGAGAGAAACAACAAUAAACAACCAAUAUUCUAGUGGAGAUACAUGCUCCGUCUCCGAUCCAACAGUAGCUUCUACUAGUUAUUGUAACAUCUCUUCCUCUCCGGUGACCACGGCCAGCAAAGACGGCGGAUCCGCUGAAAAAAACGACGUCGUUAGUUGUGUUAACUUAGAAGAUCAAGACAAAUCUUGGCUCCGGUUAGGUAUAGGCCCUGAGGAGAAUAAAGACAGCAGCACGCCAUCUUAUAAGCUCCAACGUUGUUGUAGCAAAAACUCAAGUGGAAGAGAAAAGUCGUUAGAGCUCAGUUUGUUCUCCUCAUCCUCAACCGUGGCAGGAGCGGUUAGUAGUAGUGUAGAUCACCCGCAGCAGCCGCCGCAACCGCCAUAUUCUCACGAUCAACUGCUGACGAUGCGUGGAGCGUCGUUGGUUUACAAUCACCAGUUGCUUCGGCCUCAAACGUUAUUAAAUCCCGGUUUUUCUUUUCCAUAUUCAAAGUCGUGGAUACCUCAAUAUACGGCGCCGUUUAGACCGUCAUCAUUAGGGAUGAUGAGUGACCGUGACGUCACUAACAACAAUAGUGUUGCAAGGAAUUGUUUUGUGGAUGAGAGAGGAGCUGGACCAAGCUGCUCCGAGUUUAGGGUUCUUGAUCCUCCAAGAAGACCACAUUCUGGUCUUUGGUUUCUUCUACAAGCUUCACAAUAUCAGUAUGAUCUCUCUUGCCUUUUUCUUUAA